CCAGAGCGAGAGGCCCCCGGGCGGCAAGCGAGGCCCCUGCCCACCGCUGGAGGGUCGCAAAGCUACGGGUGUGCCAGGAGUGAGCCUGGCAGCCGAGGUGAGGAGACUGAUGCCCAGAGAGGUCAUAUCACAUCACUUCCCAAAACCACACAGGGCACCAUGGUAGGAGGCUUGAAGAGGAAACACUCCGACUUGGAGGAAGAAGAGGAGGAGAAGUGGGACUGGGGUCCAGCAGGCCUUCGAAGCUACCAGCAAGCCCUGCUCCGAAUUUCCCUGGACAAAGUUCAGCGAAGCCUCGGCCCCCGAGCACCGAGCCUCCGAAGGCAUGUCCUCAUCCAUAACACCCUCCAGCAGCUUCAGGCCGCGCUUUGUCUGGCUCCAGCACCUGCCUUGCCCCCUGAGCCCCUUUUCCUGGGUGAGGAGGACUUCUCCUUGUCAACCACCAUUGGCUCUAUUCUCAGGGAGCUAGAGACUUCCAUGGACGAGACCGAGACCCCUCAGAAUCCAGUGGCUCCCCCUGGUCCCCAGAAUGAAGAGCUGCCCCAGCCUGAUCCAGUCUUCUUAGAAGCUCUGAGCUCUCGGUACCUGGGGGACUCAGGUCUGGAUGACUUUUUUCUGGACAUUGACACAUCCACUGUGGAGAAGGAGCCUGCACUGGCCCCACCGGAGCCUCCUCACAACUUCUUCUGUACCCCAGGGUCCUGGGAGUGGAAUGAACUAGAUCACAUCAUGGAAAUCAUUCUGGGAUCCUAAAACUUGGAUGAUUGAAGGGUGCUCCCUCCACAUCUCAGCCUCAGUGGGCUGGAUCCCUGAGUGUGUGUGUGUGUGUGUUGGUGGAGGCUGUGGCUGGCCUCCUAUCCUCCCAUAUCAGGGUUCCAUAAACUGUAUUGCGCGCGUGCGUGCGUGUGUGUCUGGUUACCGAAGCCUUCUGUGAAGGUGGGUCUUCCUGAAUUAAUUUAUCUGUUCCAAAUGCCUUAACAAGACUCUGUUUCUAGGAGUCUGAUUUCCCGCUGCCACAUUUCUUCUGCCUUCUCCUCCAGCUCUUACUCCUUUUGUGACCCCUGGGCCUCAGGGAAGAUAAGCUGGGCCUGUCAAAGAGUGACUGAGACGCUGCCUCUUGUACCUG
Molecule: messenger RNA, 1126 nt
Organism: Myotis davidii
Lineage: Eukaryota; Metazoa; Chordata; Mammalia; Chiroptera; Vespertilionidae
Gene: SERTAD3
Product: SERTA domain containing 3
Exons: 3
Coding region: 160-753 (197 amino acids)
Biological process (GO): positive regulation of DNA-templated transcription
Cellular component (GO): nucleus
Source: RefSeq, a predicted model, not a curated record